Molecule: messenger RNA, 1470 nt
Organism: Vigna unguiculata (cowpea)
Lineage: Eukaryota; Viridiplantae; Streptophyta; Magnoliopsida; Fabales; Fabaceae
Product: serine carboxypeptidase 1-like
Biological process (GO): proteolysis
Cellular component (GO): vacuole
Molecular function (GO): serine-type carboxypeptidase activity
Source: RefSeq, a predicted model, not a curated record
AUGAAGAAGCUUUCUCUUUAUACUUGUUUACUGAGUUUGAGUCUCUUGGCUCUUCUUCCCUGCAGCAAAGCCAGUCAGGCCGAGAAACUUCUUGAGUUGAUCCUGUCUAGGACCUCACAGAAACCUCCUGUUACCCUUUCUGAGGCUGAGGAAGAUGCAUUGGAAACACAUUCUUCUGCUUAUGUUGCACCCCAAGAGGGUCUCAGCCAAGCUGACAAGAUUCUACAAUUGCCUGGCCAACCCUAUGGGGUCAAUUUUGAUCAAUAUUCAGGCUAUGUUACUGUUGAUCCAGUAGCUGGAAGAGCACUUUUCUAUUAUUUUGUUGAGUCUCCUUAUAACCCUUCAACUAAACCUUUAGUAUUGUGGCUCAAUGGAGGACCUGGUUGUUCCUCAUUGGGGUAUGGAGCAUUUGAGGAAUUGGGACCUUUCAGAAUAAACUCUGAUGGAAAAACACUCUAUCGUAACAAAUAUGCUUGGAAUGAAGUGGCAAAUGUGUUGUUCUUGGAAUCCCCAGCUGGAGUGGGGUUUUCCUACUCAAACACCACUUCAGACUAUGAUGAUGCAGGAGAUAAAUCUACUGCUAAAGAUGCCUAUGUUUUCCUCAUCAAUUGGCUAGAAAGGUUUCCACAGUACAAAACUCAUGAUUUGUACAUAACUGGGGAGAGCUAUGCUGGCCAUUAUGUGCCUCAGCUUGCAUACACUAUUUUGCUCAACAAUAAAUACGCUCCCCAAACUAUUAACCUCAAAGCCAUUGCUAUAGGGAAUGCUUGGAUUGAUGAUGUUACAAGUCUGAAGGGGAUAUUUGAUUACUUAUGGGCUCAUGCUUUGAGCUCAGAUCAAACACAUGAGUUAAUUGAGAAGUACUGUGAUUUCAGUGAAAAAGUUUCAAGAAUAUGUGCCAAUGCAUCAAGAACGGCCUUUUUUGAUGAGAGAGGAAAGAUAGAUUUUUCUAACAUUUAUGCUCCACGGUGUCACGAUUCUUCUCUCAAAAAUGCAUCAACUGGUUUUGUAACUGAUUUUGACCCAUGUUCUGAUAACUACGGCGAGGCCUAUCUAAAUAGGCCAGAAGUCCAACUAGCUCUUCAUGCAAAACCCACAAACUGGACCCAUUGCAGUGAAGUAUUAAACUACAAGGACAGGUCUACUACCAUCUUACCGGUCAUCAGGUAUCUCAUCGACAGUGACAUUGGAUUGUGGGUAUACAGUGGUGAUAUUGAUUCAGUGGUGCCAGUCACAUCUUCCAGAUAUUCAAUCAACACCCUCAAGCUACCUAUCCAAGUUCCUUGGUAUCCAUGGUAUUCUGGAAAUGAGGUUGGAGGGUAUGUGGUGCAAUACAAAGGAGCGACAUUUGUUACAGUAAGAGGAGCAGGACAUUUGGUCCCAAGUUGGCAGCCAGCAAGGGCUCUAACCUUAAUCUCCUCAUUCCUCUCUGGAAUCCUUCCUCCUACUUCACCAUGGCAGCCUUUCUAA